AUGGGCAAGGUCAACUGGUGGCUAUGGACCAAAAUGCUUGUGGCCGGAGGGGGUGUUAUUUGGGGUGGUCCAGCUCUUGUUAGAUAUCUUCAACCGACAGACGAAGAGCUCUUCCAGAAGUACAACCCGGAGCUUCAAAAGCGCAGCUUGGAGAGGAGGUAUGAACGUGAGAAGGAGUUUGACGACUUUGUGGUCAAGCUGAAGGAGCAGGCGAAAUCCGAUAAGCCGAUCUGGAUUCUUCAAGCGGAGGAAGAGAAGGCCAGUGCCACCAACAUGGCUAGACAGCAGAAGCUCGCUGAAAGUUUGAGACUUGCCGAGGAAGUCAAGGCAAGAAGAGAGGCCAUGAGAAAAGAGGCAGGACUGCCAGUGGAUUCGGGCAAGCAAGGCAAGUAA
Molecule: messenger RNA, 393 nt
Organism: Podospora anserina S mat+
Lineage: Eukaryota; Fungi; Ascomycota; Sordariomycetes; Sordariales; Podosporaceae
Exons: 3
Coding region: 1-393 (130 amino acids)
Biological process (GO): mitochondrial respiratory chain complex III assembly
Cellular component (GO): mitochondrial membrane
Source: RefSeq, a predicted model, not a curated record